Sparassis crispa is the source of this 1311-nucleotide messenger RNA. RefSeq lists its product with no specific name. The transcript is spliced from 9 exons. Lineage: Eukaryota; Fungi; Basidiomycota; Agaricomycetes; Polyporales; Sparassidaceae. The coding region runs from base 1 to 1311 and encodes 436 amino acids. The record is from RefSeq and is a predicted model, not a curated record.
AUGGUCCUGUCAAUACCGGACGACUUGCGUUCGCGGUGGACUGUCCGUGACGUCGUCGUUAUCGCCCUGGUCACCGUGUUCUACGGGGUGUUGUAUGUGCGCACCCGCACGCGUUCUGCUACCGGCGUGGGCGCAUAUAUCGCCAGGGUGCCCGAGGGCGAUUGUUCCGAGGGACCCGCCAUAGAAGAGAAGCCACUAGGGAAUGAUACUAGGCGUGUGCGGGCCCCAAACCCGUUAUACGGGCCCAAAGCGAUGAGGCCACAGGGAGGUCGCCUCCCCGAGCCGGACCCACUCUCCGACUUCGACCCAUCCCACGCGUCGCUGAGGGACUACGUCUACGCGAAUCGCACUCUGCGCUAUCCGUACUUUCAGACGAUGGCGCACCAGCCGAUGCACGUCAACGAUUGGAUAGAAAUCGACAGCGAUUACGCGUGGUACCUCGACGAGAAGGCGCAAGUCAUCGCGGAGCACGGCACGAAGGUACUCGAUUCGCUCCCAGAGAACGACGAUGCGUGCGCGGAACUCCUCGCGACGCUCGUCGAGCACCUCCCGCAGCGCUUCCCCACCCUAUUCUCGCGCCUCCCGCCGCCCGGCUGCGGCAUCUGGAACAGGGUAACAGACGAGCGCUUCUCCGCUACAGACGGCCUGCGCGGGGUCGACGCACUGCGUGUCGUUUCCAGGCUGGUGCAGGACGACUUCCUCAUGGCGCGUGAGCGCCCCGAUGGGCAGGUCUACCUCGUCGGCGGCCUGCUCGCGUUCCCCGGCUCGUACCUCCUCUCGGAGCACAUCGGCAAGCCCCUGCACGCCCUGCACGCCGCGGUCCCGCAUUUCGCAGAGAAGAUCCUCCGCAGCGUCGCGCGCACGCUCGUGCGCUUCCCCCCCGAUCGUCCAUUCGAGCGCUCGAGUUGGAUGGUCGUGGACGACCGAAACUUGUUCUGGCAUAAUAUCGCGUCUAAUCCGCUGCGCGAGACGCAGCGCCCGGAGGACCUGUUCUUGCGGAUCGACCAUCAGACGUUCCGGAAGCUCCCUCGUACUGGUGGCAUCGUAUUCGGCAUCCACCCAGUGUUGAAACGGAUGGGCGACCUCGCGGACACCCCGCUCGUGCCUGCGCUACUCGCGAAGAUGCACACCGAGUCGGACGAGGCGUUGCUGAAGUACAAGGGCGCGCCAAAAUAUUCUGCGCUGCUGUUGCCCUACCUGGAGCAAUGUACGAGGAGCCAGAUUGCUCGCGGUCUUGUUCUAGAUGAAGAUUUGGAGGACGUUGCAACUUUUCGGGAGCUGGCAGGGCGCGUACAUACGGAGUCAACAUGA